AGUUGAAAAUAUUUGUUCACGUCAUAUUUCUCUUUAAAAUUGAUUAAAAUUGCGAAUUUAUCAGUAAUUAUACGAUUGUAUAUCAGUUUUGCAGUUUGAAUAAUUCCCCUAGAACACGUACUAGGUAUAACUGGUGGAUUCAAAAUGUUUCGUACGUCGAAUUUUGAUAAAAGUCUGGAGAGUGCUACCAGCAACUUGAUUCUGGAACCGGAUUGGCAAUCCAUAAUGGUCAUUUGCGAUGCCAUUCGUCAGGGUGAUGCAACACCCAAAUAUGCGGUACAGCAGAUCAAGAAAAAGCUGUUCUCGCCGAAUCCACAUACGGCGCACUACGCACUGCUGGUGCUGGAAAGUGUAGUGAAAAACUGCGGUUCGCCAGUUCACGACGAGAUCUCCAACAAGGCCAAUUGUGAGAUGUUUCAAAAUCUUGUAAACAAUACGCAACAUGAAGAAGUGCGCAAUAAAAUGCUGGAACUGAUUCAGGCAUGGGCUUUUGCUUUUCGGUCUACCUACAAGUACCGGUCAAUUCGGGAUACCAUGAACAUUUUGAAAAGCGAAGGCCACAAAUUUCCCGAGUUGAAAGAAGCGGAUGCUAUGUUCACGUCGGAGAACGCACCGGAUUGGGCUGACGGAGACGUGUGUCACCGUUGCCGAGUGCAGUUUACGUUUACGCAACGUAAACAUCAUUGUCGUCACUGUGGACAGGUGUUCUGCCAGCAAUGUUCUUCCAAAACGAGCACUAUUCCCAAGUUUGGUAUCGAAAAAGACGUACGUGUAUGCGAUGGAUGUCAUGCUCACCUGCAGCGUCCGACGGCAACUUUGACUAAAAAACCAACCGAGGAAGAAGAUCUACCGGCUGAGUAUUUAAGUAGUUCAUUGGCACAACAAGCCCAAGCUCCGGCGCGUAAAACUGAAGAAGAAUUACGAGAGGAAGAAGAGUUGCAGCUUGCCCUCGCUUUGAGUCAAUCAGAAGCGGAAACUAAAAAGACAACACUGCCGAGAAGAACGUUUCAUAAAUCACCGAGCCCGGAACCAGUGAAGAUCCAACGAAGUCCUAGUCCGGUUGAAGAGAUUCCCUCGGAUCCAGAGUUGGCACGGUAUUUGAACAGAAAUUACUGGGAACAGCGACAGGCAGCCGAUUCGCCGGCGUCGCCAUCAGCACCGAGUCCCAUGCCAAGUCCAAUGCCCAUUACGAACAGCUUACUGCUGUCCAAGGUUGGGGGCGAUGAUGCCGAGAUUAAUGAAUUUUCACAUAUGAUGAAAACACAGGUGGAGAUUUUUGUCAAUCGUAUGAAAUCCAAUUCAAGCCGUGGACGCAGCAUUUCGACUGAUAGUUCGGUGCAAACAUUGUUCAUGAAUUUGACUUCACUCCACUCGCGUUUGUUAACUCACAUCAAAGACAUGGACGACAAGCGCAUGUGGUACGAACACUUGCAGGACAAGCUAACUCAGAUUAAAGAUUCUCGUGCAGCGUUGGAUGUGCUGAGACAAGAACAUCAGGAAAAAUUGCGCCGAAUUGCAGAAGAACAGGAACGUCAGAAGCAGAUGCAGAUGGCCCAGAAGUUGGAAAUUAUGCGGAAGAAAAAACAAGAAUAUUUGCAAUACCAACGUCAGUUAGCUUUGCAGCGAAUCCAGGAGCAGGAACGAGAGAUGCAGAUGCGUCAAGAACAACAAAAGGCUCAGUAUAGGAUGGGAACAGCUUUUCCUUUUAUGACUCCAACUACUCAAGGGCAACCUCAAGGUUCGCCAUCGCAUGUUGGCGUUGGAGCGUAUCCUGGUUAUGGCUACCAACAGAUGCCAGGAAGUGGUGCUCUGGGUCACUAUGGUUCCCCAGGAAUGCAAGCACAAAUGGGUCAACCGUUGUUCUCUCCACCUCAUGGACCACCAGCAGCCAUUGGCAGUCAGUACAUGGGUCCUGGUAUGCCUCAAGGUCCUUCGGCAGCUGAAAAUGUUCCUAAUGCUGCUGCUCAGCAACAACCAGUUGGUCCGCCUGGAUCUGGACCACAGCAGCAAGGUCCACCCGGUGCGAUGAUACCGCCUCCCGGAAUGAAUAUGAUGCCAGGCCAAGGUGCACCAAUGAUGGCUCCUCCGCCUCAACAAGGGCACCCAAUGAAUCAAGGUACUUUACCACCAGGAGCUCAAAUACCACCACCACAAGUAGUUCCAGAGGCACAACAACAGCCAGUUCCUCAGCAACCGCAGCAGCAGCAGCAGCAACAACAACCACAACAACCACAACAGCAGCAGCAUCAACCACAAGGAACCAAUGGACCUACACCUGCUACACCCCCGGUGGCACCGGUUACAGUAUCUGUUCCUGCUCCUGCUCCUGUAUCAACUGCUCCCGAACCGGCAACUGCAGAAUUGAUUAGUUUUGAUUGAGCUUCUUGAAACUCAGAUAAUGAUCUGAUGGACAGUUUUGGUAUGAAUGCUAUCGUCUAACUAUUCACAAACGUUUACUUUUAACAUUAUGGCUACUACAAACCAUCUUUUCGGUACUAAAAUGUUUAAAGCAUAACUAACGAUUCAUAUAUCUAUUCCAGGUUACAGUUCGAGGUAUUUUGUAGGGGAAGAGAUUAACCAAUGUAUGAAUAAUAUAUUAUUGUACUGCACAUCAUAUUCUCAAUAAAUUUAAACACAUGAUAA
This is a messenger RNA of Malaya genurostris, 2643 nucleotides long. It is a transcript of the gene Hrs, whose product is annotated as hepatocyte growth factor-regulated tyrosine kinase substrate. Lineage: Eukaryota; Metazoa; Arthropoda; Insecta; Diptera; Culicidae. Gene Ontology annotation, molecular function: metal ion binding; phosphatidylinositol binding; ubiquitin binding. The record is from RefSeq and is a predicted model, not a curated record. Bases 145 to 2379 code for a protein of 744 amino acids. The transcript has 4 exons.